AUGGCAAAGGAGGAGCAAUCGUCUCUGAUUAUGUUACUGCCCCUUGACGUCAUCGUUGACAUAUUAGCCCGUGUAUCGAGAUUCGACUAUCCAAUACUUUCCCUAGUUUGCAAGCACUUCCAGUCAAUAGUAACAUCGCCUGAGAUAUUCACAAGACGAUCCUUGUUGGGACGCACGGAGCACUGUCUAUAUGUUUUCCUCGUUGAUGAAGACGAACCUGUUUGGAGGAAGCGUUUAUAUAUUCUCUGCCCGAAAGCUAACGGGGAACACCGCUUGGUACUUAUCCGGUCGCUUCCUGAUAUGCCUACAUAUAUAAGCCAAACAGCAACGGGAUCGAGGAUAUAUGUGUUUAGCUGGAGUAACAAACACCAUAUGAUUACAUUAAGCAUUGAUUGUGGAUCUCACACUGUUCAACCCCUCCCUGAUGUGCCUGUACUCAUGUCUCCAAGAAUGGCUGACAUCAUCAAGGGGAGAAUCUACGUAAUUGGAUAUGAUAAUGGCUGGGAGAGGGUGAUGGUGGUGUUCAAUACAGAAACACAAAUGUGGGAGCCUAGGGUGAUAAGACUAGACAAGAAGGGAAAUAAGUGCACUGAUGGUUGUGCGGUGAUGGGUGAUAAGAUGUAUAUGAGGAAUCUUUCUAAGACUCUUGUUUACGAUCCGAAGGAGAGUAAAUGGGAAAGGGACGAGAUGAUGAAUCUUCACAAGUGGAAAAACGCAUGUGUGGUUGAUGACGUAUUGUACUUUUACAAUCCAUGUGACUUUUAUGAUAGGGAAGGAGGGUUAAGAGCAUAUGAUCAAAAACAGAGGCGUUGGCGAGUGGUGAAUGGUUUGGAACCAUUGUUGCCUGAGACAACAAGUUCAGCGUGGCCACACGUUGUGAAUUAUGGUGGGAAACUGGCUUUGUUUUAUCUCAAAAGAAAUGAAAUUUGGUGUGACGAGAUUUCGCUGGAAACACGCCAAGACGGGGAGAUUUGGGGUAAAGUGGAAUGGUGCGAGCGUCUCGUGACUGGGAAUUUUGACUUUAUGAAAGCUCUAGAUGUUGUUGUUUGA
Brassica rapa (field mustard) is the source of this 1050-nucleotide messenger RNA. RefSeq names its product F-box/kelch-repeat protein At4g38940. NCBI's taxonomy places the organism in Eukaryota, Viridiplantae, Streptophyta, Magnoliopsida, Brassicales, Brassicaceae. The record is from RefSeq and is a predicted model, not a curated record. Gene Ontology annotation, molecular function: protein binding.